Gryllus bimaculatus (two-spotted cricket) is the source of this 1187-nucleotide messenger RNA. The record is from the annotation of a GenBank genome assembly. NCBI's taxonomy places the organism in Eukaryota, Metazoa, Arthropoda, Insecta, Orthoptera, Gryllidae.
CGGAAUUUGCGCUACAGACUGGCCAGGGCGACUCGGCAAGCGUUGGACGUCGGAGCACUGCCCGUCAGGUCGCGUGGUGCGUCAUCGCAGAGAAUAAGAGGAGAAUGAGGAAGCCUCUCUCUAUAGCAUUCCGUCCACGUGAAGAUAUUCAUCAUCAUGCGAGCUAUACGAGUGAUUAUCGCAGCAGCGGCGCUUGCAGCGCUGGGACAAUCCACACCGACGCUCAGGCCGACGACAGCGGCUGCAAGGCAAGCGGUGGCGACUGCAGCCAACACUUUCUCCCUGCGGCUCUACCAGGAGUAGGGAGAGUGCUUGUGGGAAAAACCGAUAUUUCCGGCAUGUGGAUAUCACCCAAAUUGCCUUUCGCACGACGCAGCGAGGAGCGGAUUUUUCUUCUGGAUUGCUUGUUCGUCUGGAUCUUUAUCUUUGAGCUGUCCGGCAAGGGAGGCCCUGCUGGUAACCACGCUACUGCCGGCAGAGCCCAAAUGAUCAUGAGGCCACGCGAGCACCCCCACCAACAACGUAAUGCAAUUUCUAGGAGCCGCUCAGAACGAUCUUACGCGGUGAAGACAAACGCAAACAACGUGGUGAUCUCCCCGCUGAGCGCUGCAGUGCUGCUGGCGCUCACCCGCCACGGAGCCGCGGGCGCCACUGAGCAGCAGAUCGCCUCCGCCCUGCAGCUGACCGAAGGACCACAGCCCGAAGUUACCGUGCGCUCCUGGACUUGCUGCAGGUACUCUGGGCUCACCUCGCUGCAGGUGCUGAGUCAGAACCUGCUAUUCAAAAUUGCAUUCAUGAUGGCAGAUCACUGAGAAACAAAUGAAAAGGAAAACACUUCCCAGGCGAAUGCUGGGAUGGAUGUGCUGAAGGGUCACAACCGCGAUACAGGCAACGCGAGCCGAAUUCGUGAAGUAGGUGCAGUCACGACGGUUAAGCAAAUUCAAGAGAUCGUGAGUUCCUAUUCGGGGUAGGGGAAUAUUACGGCGCAGGGGCCAAUUGCCCUUCACAGGACAUACAGGGUGUCCGAGGAGGAAACGUCAAAACUUCAACAAUAAGCUCUUUAGACAAAUUUUCAUGCCAUUUUGUUUGAUACACUACUUGCAUAUUCCAAAUGGCUAAGUCACAAUAAGCACUCAAGAGUUGGUUUUAAAAAAAAAUAUUUUGAGACAAAAAAUGCAGAACCACAC